GUAUACAUAUGUGAAGUAAAGACGGUCCUUCACCCACGAUAAGACAUAUUUAUUUGGCUUUUAGGAGGCCCAUGGAAACGCAAUCUUAAUCCUUCAAACCCACAAUAUGCAAAUACAUGACAAUGAUAACAAUGGAUUUUGAUUCAUAAUCAUAUUUAUAGCUACUUAUUAAAGGUGACUAGUUAUCCAUUAUCAUAUUCCUAUCUGAAAUAGGGCGAGACCAAACCCCAGUGACAAAACUUUAACAAUAGGAAAUAGGACAUAGCAGCAAUUCUCAUAUAUUUUUCUAAAUAAGAUCAAAGAUGGGCAAGGGAUCAGGUAAAGGAGAGGGUAAAGGCGAAGGAGGAGUGGGAUGUUGUGGAGGAAUCAUCAAACUUUUACUCUUUAUCUUCAAUGUCGUAUUUUGGCUUAUAGGAGCAGCUAUUCUAGGGGUAGGAAUCUGGCUUAAGGUUGACAAAAACCUUGUAGAGAACAUCAACAAACUCCUGCCAGGUCCUUAUUUAGAUAUUAUCGCCAUCGUCAUGAUUGUGCUUGGCGCUCUCAUCUUCCUUAUCGGAUUCUCUGGCUGUUGUGGUGCCUGCCAAGAAAGCAUAUGCUUGCUCGCCAUUUAUAUCACCCUGAUGGUGAUCAUUAUUAUAGCAGAGAUAGCAGUUGGAGUAUUCGCAUAUGUACAUAGGAACACGCUCGAGAAAGAACUUGGUGGAGCUCUGAAGGGACAGGUCACCAAUGACUAUGAAUUCGACAAUGGAAUAGGAUACGCUUGGAACUUUUUACAAACUGAGUUCAAAUGCUGUGGAUCAGCUGGACCAAAGGACUUUGAGAACAGUAAAUGGCGGCAGAGUUCAGGAAACGCCACCCAGGGAAUCAAUGUCCCAGUCACAUGUUGCGUUCCAGUUAGCAAAGCGGGCAACCCACAGACUACUGUCGCCAAGAACCCUACUCUUUGCGAGGCAGCUGCUGCUACUGCUUUCGCUGGAGGUGCACCAAAUAAGGAUUACCUCUAUACUGAUGGAUGUUACGAUAAGUUGCUUGAAUUCAUCAAGAAAUACGGAGUGUACAUCAUCGCAGGUCUCGGAGCAGUCGCUGCAAUUCAGUUAUUUGGAAUUGCAUUCACAAGUUUCCUCAUCCAUCGUAUCAAGAAAUCUAAACAAGAAGAAAAUGAUGCUCUCGAGAUGCAGGGUAGAUCAAACCCAGGAAUGAAGGUGUAAAGCGGAGAUUAAUAACUAUUAGGCGCGGUCUCAUCUAUUUCGUACUAUUCUACAAGUAAUCGACCUAUAUUUCCUUUAUUGGGCGUCCGCUUCCUUAACUAUAACAAAAAUAUCAUUAUUUUAAAAGUGUGUUUUAUUGACAAGUUUCAAUGGUGGUUUUAAUACAUAAGAAGUGGAUUGUAGGUAGAAUCUUGUGCCAAAUGUUUGAGACACGAUUUCACAAUAAAUGUGCUGUAGACACUAAAAUGUAUCCACCGAUGGGUUCGGACUCCAUGGCGACAGUGAAGCCAUAAAGGAAAAAUGUAAAUAUAGGCUAUUUUGAAAUACAAGUCAAUGUUUUUUCUUAAUGUUACUGUUUUUGCACAUUAGUCAACGGAUUUUACGUGUAUAUUCUUCAAAAAGAAGGUAUGAAAGAAAUCCUUGGAUUGUUCAUUUUUCUUUAUAUUUGUGUAUUGUAUUGUUCAGUACUAUUUUGAUGUUGUCCAAUUCGAGAUCACGCACGUUUGUUGUUUUCAGAGAUUUCGUAUUUUCAAUGCAGUAACUUCCUAUUUGUAAAUAUGAAUAUUUUAUAAAUAAAGCUCAUAAUAAUCA
Owenia fusiformis is the source of this 1799-nucleotide messenger RNA. The record is from the annotation of a GenBank genome assembly. Lineage: Eukaryota; Metazoa; Annelida; Polychaeta; Sabellida; Oweniidae.